AUGGCCAAUAUUACCAAAUGCAACUGGGAAAUAAAAAUCAUCAGGGCAGUCAAGAAGGAAGAUGACGGCGGAAAGGUCACCAUAUUUAGCAAUUUAAAAACCACUGAUAACUGUGAAGAGUGCAGCUUCAAAGUUUCCCCAGCGGCGGGGCUGUGCGCUAGGAAAGGCAAUCACAGUUCAACCCCCAGGCCCAGAGGAAGGAGCUACAUACAGUACAGCCGGCGGCUCGGGUGCCCGCAUCCCACAGGCCCCGGAAACCAGAGGGGCGGAGGGAAAGAGGGCGGGGCCAUCAACCCAGUGACCGGCCCCGCCCCCGAUCCGGGGAGAGGCGCCUCCGGGACUCGGGGAGGGGAAAUAGGAGGAGGAAGAGAGAUGGCCGGGGGGCGGGAGCACGGGGCCGGCGGCUCAGGCCCCUCCCCAGCCGCGACCCAGAGAGAGAGCCGAGCCCCCGGCGCUGGGCGGGGUGUGGGUGAGGGCCCCUCCCCGCUUCCCGCCUGGGGCCCGGAGGCCAGUCACUCCAGGGGCGUGGACAAGGGAGGGAAGCAGGGGACCAGGGGGAGGGGGGCGCUGGCGAGCCAACCCGGAACCUUCUCCGGCCGCCGCCGCAGCCGCCCCCGGCCCCGGCGCGCCCGCUGCCGGCCCACCAGCCCCGACCCAGAAAUUGCCAGCGUACAUCGGGAGAGCUCCCCUCGCCCAGCCCUAACCCACUCCCCCUUCCCUCCUCUCCAGCCUCCCGGGGCUCCAGCUUCCCCUCCUCCCCCGCUGGCCCCACGGCCUCUUCCCCCACCCCGGGAUGCAACUUCCCCGUGUAACCUUGCCUCACCUUCCCUCCAAUCCGACGCCGGGCAGAGCCUCCUGGCCUCGCCCCCCAGUCCGACCCCUGGCUUCCCCUACAAACCUCCCAGUGCACUUCUCCCGGGUCCUCACCGGCGCCCCGACGGCUCCCCCUACCCGCCCGGCCAGCCCAUUCUGCGAUCCCACCUCCCUCAUCCCCCCAGGGUUCCCGUCUUUUCCAGCUCCCUCUGCCCACCGAUCACGGCGUGCAGUUGUCCCCGGCGCCUCCUCCCGAGCGCGAGCCUCCUUCCUUCUCUUCUUCCUCCUCCUCCUUCUCUCCGGGGGCUGCGGCUUCCCCCUCGCAGCCCCACCACCGCCCCCUCCCCCAGACUGGGGCCGCUCCCCCCGCCUUUCGCUCUGGGACUCGCUGUCCCAGUUCACAGGAGGGAGCUUCCUGGGAUGCAGCAACCCCGCGGGGGCCCCACGCACUACACCCGCCCAGACGAGGGGAGCAGGGAAGGAGAGAGAGCAGGAGACGCGCGGCCGGCGGGCGGAUGGCUCUCCCUGGGGCUCCCCCUCGCCGCCGCAGCUUGGGGUGGGGAUGGUGCACCUCCCCCUCCCCCCCGCCGGGAAGGUGCAUUUACCGGGCAGUCGGUGGGUCAGUCAGUCAAUCAGGUGGCGGCUGCCUACGGCGCUGACCUUCCCGGCUGGAGCGGAGGCUGUGGCCGCCAUGUUCCCGUAGAGAGGGAGACAGCGAGCGAGCGAACCGAGGAGGGGGCACCGAGAGGCCGCCAGCCCCUCCCUCCCUCCUCCUCUUCCCUCCUCCUCCUCCCCACUACAGGCGCAGGAGCAGCAGCCAAGUCCUGUCACUGGGGGAAGGACGAGAGGAGGAAACUUCCCUCCCCCUCCCCUCCCGUCCCUCCUCCCUCUGCUCCGCAACAUCGCCCCUGCGAGGGGGCAAAGGUGGCAGAAGGGGCACUGGGGCCGUCGGGCUUGGGGGGCAAGGGGCAGGAGAGGGUCGACGAGUCUGAAGCGGCCAAGUCUUCGGGGGAGGGGUGGGGGGAGGCAAAUGCAGCGUGGGGUCGGGGGAAGGGACGCAGAAUGGGGCAGGGGAAGGAUGUCCUAUCCUGUGGGCUUUUGGAAAUUCAUCGAUUCCACUGGCAGAACCUCUCAGAGUACCCCCCAGAUCCUCCUCCUGCUAACCCUCCUCUGUACAUCCUGAGCGGCCACGACCCUUUCCCAUCUCAUCAUCUCCAAAAGAGAGUCGUUCUGAUUGCACGUGCAUUUGAGCUAAGAAGGCUGGGGAAGGAAGCAAAGGAGAGGCCAACUUCAAUAGAAGUUAAGUCCAGCAGAUUAGGAGAGAGGGAGACAGCGAGCGAGCGAACCGAGGAGGGGGCACCGAGAGGCCGCCAGCCCCUCCCUCCCUCCUCCUCUUCCCUCCUCCUCCUCCCCACUACAGGCGCAGGAGCAGCAGCCAAGUCCUGUCACUGGGGGAAGGACGAGAGGAGGAAACUUCCCUCCCCCUCCCCUCCCGUCCCUCCUCCCUCUGCUCCGCAACAUCGCCCCUGCGAGGGGGCAAAGGUGGCAGAAGGGGCACUGGGGCCGUCGGGCUUGGGGGGCAAGGGGCAGGAGAGGGUCGACGAGUCUGAAGCGGCCAAGUCUUCGGGGGAGGGGUGGGGGGAGGCAAAUGCAGCGUGGGGUCGGGGGAAGGGACGCAGAAUGGGGCAGGGGAAGGAUGUCCUAUCCUGUGGGCUUUUGGAAAUGUAA
Molecule: messenger RNA, 2541 nt
Organism: Gracilinanus agilis (Agile Gracile Mouse Opossum)
Lineage: Eukaryota; Metazoa; Chordata; Mammalia; Didelphimorphia; Didelphidae
Product: proline-rich protein 36-like
Exons: 7
Coding region: 1-2541 (846 amino acids)
Biological process (GO): actin filament polymerization
Cellular component (GO): actin filament; cytoplasm
Molecular function (GO): microtubule binding; actin binding
Source: RefSeq, a predicted model, not a curated record